This is a messenger RNA of Hyposmocoma kahamanoa, 1818 nucleotides long. Its product is annotated as arylsulfatase B-like. The coding region runs from base 41 to 1696 and encodes 551 amino acids. The record is from RefSeq and is a predicted model, not a curated record. The transcript is spliced from 13 exons. Lineage: Eukaryota; Metazoa; Arthropoda; Insecta; Lepidoptera; Cosmopterigidae.
GUACCGCGUCAGCCGGUAGCGAUGCUCAUUCGGCGGCCUAAUGCCAUUUGAUCCCGUCCUGUGCCUAAAUGGAAUAAGUGUCGCUGUCGUCAAGAUGCGUGUGACUGUGAUAUGUUUGUUUUUCGUGAGUUUUAUAUUCGUGAGUGCUAAGAAACCUAAUAUAGUGGUAAUCAUUGCCGACGAUCUGGGCUGGAAUGACAUAGGUUUCCAUGGCAUGAACCACAUUCCUACACCGAACAUCGAUGCUCUGGCGUGGUCAGGCAUAGUUCUACAAAAGUACUACGUCCAUCCAAUAUGCACGCCUUCGCGGUCGGCGCUUAUGACUGGGAAAUACGCCCAUAAUCUAGGUUUGCAGCAUAGAGUUUUAUAUGGCAUGGAACCAAGGGGCUUACCGUUGUCGGAGAAGAUUCUACCUCAGUAUCUAAAAGGCCUUGGAUAUAAAACCCACCUUGUAGGCAAGUGGCACCUAGGCAGUUACAAAAAGGAAUAUCUGCCUUUAAACAGAGGAUUCGAUAGCCAUAUUGGGUUCUGGACCGGUAGAAUCGAUAUGUACGAUCACACCAAUAUGGAGCAAGGCUCUUGGGGCUUCGAUUUCAGACGAGGGUAUGAGGUCGCGCAUGAUUAUUUUGGAAAAUACGUUACGGAUAUUUACACCCAGGAAGCAGAAAAGAUUAUCAAAGGGCACAACAAAAGUGAACCACUGUUUCUGGUAGUGGCCCAUUCAGCAGUUCAUUCCGGUAAUCCCCCGGAGCCAAUCAGAGCACCUGAUGAUGUUAUUGAAUCUUUUAACCAUAUUUCUAAUUAUCAGAGGAAGAAAUUUGCUGGGGUACUCUCAAAGCUAGACGAGUCAGUGGGCAAAGUCAUAUCGUCGCUGCACUCUGAAGAUCUGCUUAACAACACAGUUGUGCUGUUCACAACCGAUAAUGGAGGAUGCCCAGCUGGAUUUAACCAAAACGCUGGCUCGAAUUAUCCUUUAAGAGGGACGAAAGCCACAUUCUGGGAAGGGGGUACCAGAGGUGCAGCUGUACUUUGGAGUCCACUAUUGCAGAAAAAAUCUCGUAUAGCCAAUCAGAGACUCCACAUCACUGACUGGCUACCUACGCUCUUUGGUGUUGCACGUGGCAAUGUGAGUGUGUUGAAAGAUAUAGAUGGCAUCGACCAAUGGGACGCACUUUCCAAAGACGAAAAAUCUCAGCGUAACACGAUAACGUACAACAUUGAUCAAAUUGAUGGAACUGGUGCUUUGUCUAUAGACGACUGGAAACUGGUAACAGGAAAAGACUACGACGGGGAAUGGGAUGGCUGGUUUGGACCGGAUGGUUAUGAGGGAGCGUACAACAAAGAUUUAGUAUACGACAGUCCGGCUGGGAAAGCAAUAUCCGACCUUAAACUUAUGCCACCUAAAGACUAUAUUGAUGAACUUAGGAAAACAGCUCAAGUGACUUGCGGUAAUCAAUCAGUUCUAGUCUGUGACGCGAAAGCGAAACCUUGUCUUUUCGACUUGUCACAGGAUCCUUGUGAACGUCAGAAUUUAGCUUCAGAGCAACCAGAAAUGCUAAAAAAACUAUGGGUGGAGUUUUUAAAAGCGAAUGCGACGGCAAAACUACCCAGUAACUUACCAAUGGAUCCACGCGGGAAUCCUAAAUACUGGGGACGAAUGUACGUGAAUUUUGGAGAUUUCGAAAGACUAAGCUAGGAGGAUUCUUGAAUGUUUACUCAGCAAAUAGUAACACCAUAACAAAGACAUUUUUUUAUUAAUUAAAUAAAAAAAACAUAAACACUUUAAAAGAAGUUGGUCUUCUUCUAACUGCCAAAUUA